Messenger RNA from Hydractinia symbiolongicarpus, 1242 nucleotides. RefSeq lists its product as uncharacterized. The record is from RefSeq and is a predicted model, not a curated record. Lineage: Eukaryota; Metazoa; Cnidaria; Hydrozoa; Anthoathecata; Hydractiniidae. Bases 54 to 1130 code for a protein of 358 amino acids. The transcript has 8 exons.
AGUAGCUUGUAUUUUACAACUAUGAUAUCACUUCUAUCAAGAAGAUACAUAAAAUGGUUUAUAAAUAUUUAUGUGUGCUUUUAGUUUUGUCAUAUACUGAAAUGUUAUUCAUUGAACGAAAAUUGGGUGGAGAUGUCAUUACAGGCAUUAGUUUCGAUGACUGUGCGGAAGAUAAUACUAAAAAAUGGAUAAACGAAAAAUGUGUGUGUAUCACGGGAUAUGAAACUGCAAUUGUUAUAAAAGGAAUAAUCCAAUGCAAAAACAGAAGUGACAUCCUAAAUUUUUUCGAUUCGUCAGAUUGUACGAUUUUCGGACAUAAUACAUAUGAAACCAGGAUUGUUGCCGUUCGUAAUACCUCCGAUUUUUUCUUAAACGACAAACAAAACAAAGUUUUGAAACACUGCAAGUCAAUAAAUUCUGGAAUUGACUUAAUAUACCCAGAAAAGAAGGAAAUUCCUGCAAAUUGGACUCUUUUUAACUCUAAAGAUUCGCCGCCGCUUAUCACAAUUACAAACUGGAAUAAAGAAAAAUAUGCUGGUUACCUGUUCAGACUUAACAAUGUGUGCAAGGGAAUGUGUGUUGUUGCAAAGUUUGACGAAGAAGUUGAAAUUAGCCGAACAACAAAGCAAUCAACAACAACAACAAAAACAUCUUUAACAACUCAGAAAACAUCAGUAAAAACAGCCGUAUCAACAACAACAAACAUAACUUCUGCACGAAGUGAAGAAAAUAGCAGCUCUAUUGAUAUACCAUUAUUAGUUGGUAUAAUAAUUGCAGCAUUGAUUCUCAUUCUUGUGGUAUUGGGUAUCGUGAUUACAACAAGACGGUAUAGAAAAACAAAGGACAGGAAGAAACAUAAACCACAACCAAUGGAGAUGGGAAAUCCAGAAUAUGAAUACGUCUCUUCAACAGCUGCAAAUGUCAUAAUGUCCAGUGAUACAACAAACCAGACGGCAUCGCAUGUGUACGAAAGACCGAUUAUUAAAGAUAAACCACAUCAACGACCGUCUGAACCGGUAUACUUUGAAACCGAACCGGAAUACCAUGAUGCAACAUAUGCUCAAGAAAAGUUAGAAGAAUAUCAAGCAACUAAACGUCCUGUUUAUGCGGAGAUUAACAAAAAUAUUUGACACAGAAACGUUUCUAGACGUGAAAUAAAACGCUUCUAUUAAGUUAAACUUGUAUAUGAAACUACAGAAACAUGACUAACUGACGUUAGAAUCAGCCUUUUUAACACAAUUU